This is a messenger RNA of Phytophthora infestans T30-4, 2094 nucleotides long. RefSeq lists its product as hypothetical. Gene Ontology annotation, molecular function: protein binding; metal ion binding. The transcript has a single exon. Lineage: Eukaryota; Oomycota; Peronosporomycetes; Peronosporales; Peronosporaceae. The coding region runs from base 1 to 2094 and encodes 697 amino acids. The record is from RefSeq and is a predicted model, not a curated record.
AUGUACUCCAUGUUCCCCAUGGUCGAGAAGUCGUACCGUGUCAACAUCACGGACGACAUCGAGCGUGACUUGCGCUUCCUGGGUCAGUCGCGUGUAGAUGCACUCACUUCGCCGUUCGCGAUGAAUCCGGUGAAGGAGAAGAACGGACUGAAGCUGUUCGAGCUCUGCGAGAAGGAGUUCUACACUAUGAAGGCUGUGACGACAGUCCAUGCACCGAUCCAGGAAGUCCUGCACAUGCUCAAGAUGGAUACAACAGCUAAGCUUCGCGAAGUUAUGGGUGAGAUCUUCGGCACACUCUUCCUGGACGGCGUCGUGCUGUACAAGAAGCCAGAGUCCGCGUCGCGACCUAACGAGAGUCUAUCGAUCAGUUGGACUGCAUUACAGGCGUCCAAGCCCAAUCUACCACACCGUGACUAUGUAUUCUUACGUUAUGGCGAUGUCUUCGAGAAGAACUUGGAGCACGGCAGUAUGUACCAGAACAACGGAUCGGGUCUGUACAUUGGCUCCUCUAUUUGGGAAUCUAUCGAACUAGACGGCUGUGAACCUCUGCCCCCGUCUCAGAAUGUGGUGCGUCUUCGUAUGCGCCGCUCAGGGAUCGUAGUGGAGGAAACAGCACACGACGGUCCGCUGGAGAUCUCGCUCUUCCUAUCUGAAAGCCACCCGGGUCGUGACGCGGUAUCAACUCUCACACGCACAUGGAUGACCAAAGUGGUUAGCUGCGUUGCUCAGGUCCCUAACGCUUUGCUCGCCCGGGCUUUAGGCUCACAAAGCUUGUUAACGAAGCGCGACUUCCGCAAGGACGGUCCGAAUUGCUACAUGUGUCUUAAGGCUUUUACCGUCUUCCGUCGCAAACACCACUGCCGCGUCUGUGGUGACGUCGUGUGUAGUAGCUGCUCGGAGAUGAAGACUUUACGCCAAUCCAAUGCUAACAAGGAGGUGCGUCUGUGCCGUCAAUGCCGCACAGCUAGCACGUCGUCCAUCCUGUCCUCGAACAGUGGCUCCAAUUCGAUCUCACUGUCUCAAACGAAUGCAAGUCACCGAAGUAUGCAGAGCGUCACGAGUUCUGUGGACAGCUACGAGCUGGAUGCAAGUAACAUCUCCAUUUCUGGCAGCACCACGAGCGUGUCGGAAUCGUACAGCGAGACUGCUCGUCCGAAGACGUACCCGUUGAAGAGCAACGGGUCGUUCCGUCGCCAGCGCUCUACCGACAGUCCCGCGCCCAACCCAGCCACCGAGUUCAACCGAGGUGGCCACAGUCCCGUUAAGGAGGACUUCGACACGAUAUCCGAGUUCUCCGAGUUUACCGAGUUCCAGUGGACGGACGAAGUGUCUCGACCGAGUGUCGAAGACCUUGCACAGCUAGAGAAGAAGCUCACUGUGCAUGCGAAUACGCCGUUUAACUACGCACUGAAAUACAGCAGUCGCCAAGAGUGGCCAAAGGCUCCAAUUCCGUCUAACGAGGCUGCUCGACUUAAGAAGGUGCGUGAGCUGCACUUGGCCGACCCUGGCAAGCAGUUCCAGGAGAUGUGUGAGUAUGCUGCUGCCGAACUGGGCUGCCAGAUUGCGGCGAUCAGCUUUAUAGGCGACAAGAGUGGGUUCCUGAUGGCCAAAGUAGGGCUGGACAAACGUGAGCUGCCUCGAAACAUGCUCAUGGAUGCCCACGCGAUCAUGACAACACAGCCUACAGUGAUUCUGGACGCGACCGAAGACCUGCGAUUCGUGAACAAUCCGCUCGUGACCGACGGACGGGUGCGAUUCUUCGCUGGUUUCCCCAUGGUCACUGCGGACGGCCACGUUGUGGGCUCCUUCAGUGUGGCUGACCAGUUUGCCCGUGAGUUUCUACCUGGAGACAAGUAUCUGUUCUUGCGUAACCUCGCGGAUGUUGCUAUCCGUGGCGUCGAGCAGAAUACUCUGAUGAGCCUGGCAGUACGGAGAGCUGGCGGCAACGUUCACAAGGUCAAGUCGACGAUUCAAGCACCACCGCCUCCAGGAAUGAAUGUCGCCGACGCAGAGCUCACCAUGCAGGAAUUGCUGCGAACUGCGUAUACGACCCAGUGCCAAGUCCGCAUGCACGUCAAUCCCCUGUCCGAUUGA